Molecule: messenger RNA, 1149 nt
Organism: Neoarthrinium moseri
Lineage: Eukaryota; Fungi; Ascomycota; Sordariomycetes; Amphisphaeriales; Apiosporaceae
Exons: 1
Coding region: 1-1149 (382 amino acids)
Molecular function (GO): dioxygenase activity
Source: RefSeq, a predicted model, not a curated record
AUGUCGAGUACUGUAACUGAAACGUUGAGCGCGGCCGCGGACCCAACUAGAUACGGGUUUGACAAACUCAACCCCUAUGAACACCCGCCAGAGACCAAAGCCGACGUACCUUGGUCCGAGUUGGUCACCCUGGAUCUAGAAGACUAUGCCCGCCCCGGCGGAAAGGAGCGGCUGGCGAAACAGCUCGAGCACGCCGUGCACCACGUGGGCUUCUUCUACGUCAAGAACUUUGGCCUGUCCCAGGAGCAGGUGGACCAGCAGUUCACCCUGGCCAAGAACUUUUUUGAACUCCCGACCGAGGAGAAGGAGAAGUUCGAGGUCAACUACGCCGAGGCGGAUUAUAACGGCUGGCGCAGGCCGGGCCGCUAUCUGCAAGUCAAAGCCAAGGACAAUGUUGAGAUGUAUAACAUUGCCAAGUUCACCAAGGACUUCGAGGGCAAGUAUGACCACCCGGACCUGAUCAAAGCACACCUCCCGGAGAUCGAGGUAUUCCACCGCGCGUUGCAUUCCAACGUCGUGUUGCCUCUUCUGCGUCUCUUCGCAAUCGUCCUCCAGCUGCCCGACGAAGAGUACUUGGUCAAGCAACACACGUACGAGACGAAGAGCGAGGACCACUUCCGAUAUAUGCUCUACUACCCGCGGACCGAGGAGGAGUGGGCCGACAGCAAGUACGGGACCACGGGCGGGCACACGGACCUCGGCACCGUGACGCUGCUGUUCCGGCAGCCGGUCGCCGGGCUCCAGAUCCUCGGCGAGGACGGCAACUGGACCUGGGUCAAGGCGGAGCCCGGGACCAUCACCGUUAACCUGGCCGACACCAUCUCGCAUCUGACGGGCGGGUGGCUGAAGAGCUCGGUGCACCGCGUCGUUGCGCCGCCCGAGGACCAGCGCCAGUACAAGCGCACGGGGCUGCUGUACUUUGCACGCCCGCACAACGACACGGUGUUGGUCCCCAUCACGGACUCGCCCGUGCUGGAGAAGGCGGGUGUCAAGCCCCGGUUUGAUAAGCUGGUCACCAUGGCGGAAUGGGUCAAGGCGAAGCAGACGCUCCAGCUAAACCCUGAGAUCGCCAAGAAGCGGUGGGCGGAGAGCGGAGACGGCACGGUUGAGGUUCUUGCUGGGUUUAGGGACCAGAAGUACAAAGAGUAG